Molecule: messenger RNA, 1203 nt
Organism: Drosophila mojavensis
Lineage: Eukaryota; Metazoa; Arthropoda; Insecta; Diptera; Drosophilidae
Gene: Tm2
Product: tropomyosin-2
Exons: 4
Coding region: 160-1014 (284 amino acids)
Biological process (GO): actin filament organization; muscle contraction
Cellular component (GO): actin filament
Molecular function (GO): actin filament binding
Source: RefSeq, a predicted model, not a curated record
UGUGCGCCUUGCGUUAUUUCUUGGGGUCGCUUUCUCGGCACCGCGACUUGGUCAGCAUCAGUGUUCUCGGGGUUUCGACAGCGUAUAGUGUGUUUGAAACGCUAAGUGCCUUUUUCCGGUUUUCUUCCCUCCUAAGCAAAUAACAAAAACACAAACACCAUGGACGCCAUCAAGAAGAAGAUGCAAGCGAUGAAGCUUGAGAAGGAUAAUGCCAUUGAUAAGGCAGAUACCUGCGAGAAUCAAGCUAAGGAUGCCAACUCCCGUGCCGACAAACUCAAUGAGGAGGUGCGCGACUUGGAGAAGAAAUUUGUUCAGGUUGAGGUCGAUUUGGUCACCGCCAAGGAGCAGCUGGAGAAGGCCAACACCGAAUUGGAGGAGAAGGAGAAACUGUUGACCGCCACGGAAUCCGAGGUAGCCACCUUGAACCGUAAGGUGCAACAGAUUGAGGAGGAUUUGGAGAAAUCUGAGGAGCGCUCAACCACCGCACAACAGAAGCUGUUGGAGGCCACACAGUCGGCCGAUGAGAACAACCGUAUGUGCAAAGUAUUGGAGAACCGUUCCCAGCAGGAUGAGGAGCGUAUGGAUCAGUUGACCAACCAAUUGAAGGAAGCUCGCAUGCUUGCUGAGGAUGCCGAUACCAAGUCCGAUGAGGUCUCCCGCAAGCUGGCCUUCGUUGAAGACGAGCUCGAAGUGGCUGAGGAUCGUGUCCGCUCCGGUGAAUCCAAGAUCAUGGAGCUGGAGGAAGAACUGAAGGUUGUCGGCAACUCGCUGAAAUCUUUGGAAGUGUCCGAGGAGAAGGCCAACCAGCGCGUUGAGGAAUUCAAGCGUGAGAUGAAGACCUUGUCUAUCAAGUUGAAGGAGGCCGAACAGCGCGCCGAACAGGCUGAGAAGCAAGUCAAGCGCCUGCAGAAGGAAGUCGACAGGCUAGAAGACGAGCUGGGCAUCAACAAGGACAGGUACAAGUCUCUGGCCGACGAGAUGGACUCCACAUUCGCCGAAUUGGCUGGCUACUAAACAUGGCCUCUUGUCCGGACGAUAGUAGAGAAAGAAGAAGUGGAACUCAACUAAAUGUAAACGAUUAUCAUCUUAAUAUCAUUUGCAAAUCAAAACAGAAACAAAACCAAAAUACCAAAAACAAGAUCCUUUGUGUAUAUCUUUAAAUCAAAUCUAUUUCUAAAUAAAUAAAUAACAACAACAACAAUA